Lates calcarifer (barramundi perch) is the source of this 4241-nucleotide messenger RNA. RefSeq names its product calpain-7-like. NCBI's taxonomy places the organism in Eukaryota, Metazoa, Chordata, Actinopteri, Centropomidae. Gene Ontology annotation, molecular function: calcium-dependent cysteine-type endopeptidase activity. The record is from RefSeq and is a predicted model, not a curated record. Gene Ontology annotation, biological process: proteolysis.
GGAAUGCGUUUCCUGCAGCUGAAGAAUCCAUGGAGUCAUCUGCGGUGGAAGGGCCGCUACAGUGAGCGAGAUGAGAAGAACUGGACUCCUGAACUCCUCAAAUACCUCAACUUUGACCCUAAGACAGCACAGAAGUUUGAUAAUGGUGUUUUCUGGAUCUCAUGGGAGGACCUGUGUCAGUACUACGAUGUCAUCUACCUGAGCUGGAACCCUGCCCUGUUCAAGGAGUCCUCCUGUAUUCACAGUAGCUGGGAUGGGAAGCAGGGCCCAGUGAAAGACGUCUACAGCCUGGCUAACAAUCCACAGUACAAGCUGGAGGUCCAGUGUCCAGCAGGAGGAGCUGCUGUGUGGGUGCUGCUCACCAGACACAUCACUGACAAGGAUGAUUUUGCACAAAACAGGGAGUUUAUCACGCUGGUCGUUUACAAGACAGAUGGGAAGAAGGUUUACUACCCAGCGGAUCCCCCUCCUUACAUCGACGGCAUCCGCAUCAACAGCCCACACUACCUGACCAAGGUUAGACUGACCAGCGCGGGGACACACACGUUCACACUGGUGGUUUCCCAGUACGAGAAACAAAACACCAUCAACUACACACUGCGGGUGUACUCUGGAUGCAAAUUCACCUUCUCCAAGAUCCCAAAUCCCUUCACUCACACCAAAAGGAUCAACGGCCAGUGGAAGGGGCUCAGCGCUGGAGGUUGUGGGAACUAUAAGGACUCGUAUAAACACAACCCCAUCUACCAGAUUAACCUGGAGCGGUCUGGACCCCUGCUCAUCGAGCUCCGGGGAUCCAGGCAGUACAGUGUCGGGUUUGAGAUGGUGACGGUGUCGACGGUGGGGGAUCCGAGUCGCGGCCUCCCGAAGAGGAGCAGUGGAGAUUACAGAUGUGGCUUCUGCUACAUGGAGGCGGACCACGUCCCAGCAGGCAUCUACAACGUCAUCCCCACCACCUUCCUGCCCAAACAGGAAGGACCCUUCUUCUUGGACUUUGGAAGUACCUCGCCCCUCAAGGUCUCCCAGCUCCAAUGAAGAUGGAGCUGGAGAGGGGACGAGGCGUGGACCGGGAGGAUGGUACUUCAGGACAUCAAGGGAUUUUUCUGAUAUUUCUGUUUGAAUGUGAUGAGGCGUCGAGGCCUCCACUAAGUCCAAAGAGCCCAGAAUGUGACUGACAGCCUCAACUAAACACCAUCUCAAACAGCCUUUCCCUGUUCCCUCUCGCUGGAUCCUUUGCUGAAAUAAAUGGACAGAUCUUUGGCUUCAACUUCAACACUGACGCGACGAUAAUACACAGUUAUGGGGAAGGAAUAAAUUAUUAAUGAGAAGUCAUCAACAGGAACCUCAGUAUGGAACAGAACAGAAUCAAGGCGUUUCAAAACCGUAAUAAUAAAAAUGAGUCAGCAAAGUGGUACCUCUUUUUACCAUAAUAAGAUAAGACAGCAUUUCUUCUGUAUGUACCUCCACCAGAUGGAUUCAUGAGCAUCCCUGCUCUGAUGGACCUCAUGAGAAGACACAAAUCAUACGACCACGUCCAGGAAUGACUGGAUGUUGGAGAAGUAACAGGGUUGAAAUGAUUUUUUUUUUAAUUUUGCUGCAGUGAGCACCUCAUCGAUACAGAAGUGAAUUCUCAGCACUCGCUUCUGGUUGGAAUUUGACAAAUGUCAUGAGAUUGGGAUUUUUCUGUAAUGGUUUGGACCCCUUAAUUUCAGUGGCACACGAUCUUUAUGCCUCAGCAAUAGUGAGCUUCCAACUUUCCCACAGUUUAUGUUUGUCCCUUUCCUCUCUGACGUGAACCUGUCACCUUUAGUUCUCCAUAUACUUUUGACCAAUUUGUGGAUCCUAGUUGAGACUUUGGAUGUAGUUUAAUAAUGUUUCUAGGAGAUCUGUUAGAAAAUGAGACCAGUGAUAGCCCAGCCCGGCAGGUGUAGGCAGCGUUUGUGGCCCUGCCAUGAAACGACAAGUUUCUCCACAGAAAGCAGAAAUCCCCUCUGUGUGGUAUAUCUCAGACCAGGCUGUUUGGAGCUGUAACUAAACUGUGUCCAGGACCACAGCGUUUGUCAGAUGUUGGAGGUGCUCAUUACUGCAAACUGCUCGAAUAAAAAGCAGUUGCUUGAUACGGGCAGCCACAAUACAAAACAAACAUGAAGGCCCCUGCUGUUCUCUCAAAAUAUUAUGUUGCCAAAACCUGACCAGACUUCUUGUCAGUUAGUUUGUCUCCCAGGAGUUUAACAGUCUGGAGCCUCUGCCAAAAUAGCAAAAGCAGUUUCCAAGUGUGACAGGUUGAAGGGACGGUCGGUUUCCUCAGAUGACCAUGGAGGGUUGUUUUUAUUCUCAGGAGCAGUGCAGCACAGCAGCACCACAGGGAAUCCAGUAUGGCAGCAGUUGAAUGAUGUCUCCUCAUGCUGUCUGUGGACGUGACGGCUGAGUGAGGACGUAUCAGCCUGACUUCACUGACAGGCCUCACGUCAGCUCUUAGCACUGCUUGAGACAGGUAUCACACACUGUACGUGUUAUACUUGUGUGUGAGUGUGUGUGCAUGUGUGAAUGUUUGAUUUCUAUUGUCAACAUUUUAAAGGUAAAAAUGUAUUGCCAAGUACUCAUCCUCUGUUUACUCUUAUGUUACUGAGCUGCACUUUUUAAUCAUUUCUUUUUAUGUUUAUUGUCAAACACAAUAUAUGGAAAUGAAUAUGUCACUUUGAUUCUUCAACGCCAGCAGUUUAAGCAGUUAUCAGAAAGCGGCUCAUUUAAAAUUCACCUUGUCUCGUCAGUUUUCAUUGUGAGUGUGUUCUGGGUGACGUCGCCCAUCAGCAGCCUGUCGUAUACAAAUGCAUCGUAUUCCUUGGCAGCAGCGUUUGGUGGAUUUGGAACCAGGCUGUAUGUUGUGGUGUGAGUCCAUCCAUCAGCAGGAAGGUUGUGUUGCAUCAUGUCGAUGCAGUCCUCUCAGUCCACUCCUGUAUCUGUACGUUAGUGUCUGAUGCACAUUCUAGCUCAGUCAAAUCACCAGAUGUCUUUCAGUCGUCCAAAAAACCACAAUCAGUGUUGCUUAUUAAUGCGUCUCAACACUUAACUGCCAGUUUAUUAGGUACACCGAGUUAAAACUGGUCAAAUCUGACAAACAUGAAGGUUCUGAUGUUCAGUUUUCACUGAAACUGUUUUAUAAAAGUGUUGAUUCAGCUGUAUGAUGAUGUGGAGGUUGCACAGAGAGACAACUGAAUCAACACCUUUCUAAAACAGUUUUAAAAAAUGAACCUCCGUUUUGAGAGUAAAAUUUGAUUCUUGAACAUUGUUAGUCACAAUAACCAUAACUCAAGCUACACUUACUGCCUGUUUUUGUUAAGCUUCUCACUAGGGCUGUCAGAUGCAGUGGAAAACUAGUGAGUGGGCCUUGAGUCACUGACUAGAUUUUUUUGGUCACUUACUGUAUUAACAGUUCUGUACUUCUUUUAUUCAGCGUCCCUCAGUCACAGAUGUUUCCUUACAGCGGACUACACAGGGUUACAUUAGUGCACAGAUUCAGUGUCCUCACAUAAACCUUCUCUCUGUUUACUGGGUGUAAUGCACAGUUGUUAAGGUGCCGUGAGUAAGUGUAAAGUCACUGUCACACAGCUUCAUGUUGCUGCAGUGUGGGUCCACACAUUGAUUACUUUCAUUUAGCCGAUAAAAGAAGGAUCAUUGUUUUUUGAGAUUGUUGCUGAUAUAUUUUCACGGGAUUUCACUGCAGCCUGUGAUGUUGUGUGCACAUGAUAUUUCAUAAGACAUGUUCAGAAUAUAACACCAAAACCAUACAUGGUUUAAUUUAUUUAACCACGACCUUUAGCUUUGCUAAACCAUCAUUCUGUUUAUUCUGAGAUAAACUCUGACCUGGUUCACAGCACUGCUUCUGGAACAAUUUUCAUUAAUGAUCUCUGUUAACAGCCAUUCAUAGUCAAAGCAGUGCUGACUGGAGGCUGACUGUAAAUGAACUGAUGAUGCUGGUGUGCUAAGAGGUUGAAAUGUUGGAGUAAAAUAUAGCUUUAAAUCUCCUUUGCCAAGCACUUCUGUCAACGAUCCACCUGUUCAUGAAUGGUAACUGUUAUGGAUACCCUAUCUUUGUCACUAUAUCAGUCAUGUUGUUUUAACUGGCAGCAGGACAAUCUUGCCGUGACCUGUUGUAUGAAUGAUGAUAUAAUGUUUGCAGAACUUGCACUAAAUGUUGGGUAGACAGACGUAUUCAAGCUUUGAAUACAGAAAAUGAUAUCUCA